AUGCCAUGUCAACAAACAUUAACACACGUAUGGACCAUUGAUAAGAGAAUAGUUCUGUAUUACAAAAAUGUUGCUGAUGUCAGCAAUUUUCUAAAAUUUAGAAUCUGUAUUGUGUUCAAAGUUGUUCCAGAAUUGACAGCUCGAAACACUAAUGAGCUGUUUGGUGAAGAUUUAGCGAAUGAGCGCACUGUACGUCGAUGGUUUGAGAAGUUCUGGUCUUGUGAAUUUCCUCUUGAAAAUCAGCUCCAUGGUAGACGUGAGACUAAGGUGGAUAAUGAUGAACUGGAAACUGUAGUGGAAGCGGAUAUAUCUCAAACUACGCGUGCAUUAACAGCGAGGUUUGAUGUUUCCAUUCCAGUUGUACUGGACCAUUUUAAACAAAUCGGCAAAGUAAAAAAGUUGGACGAGUGGGUACCAUAUGAACUAAAUGAGCUUCAAAUCACACGUCGUCUUGAAACUUGCUCUUCUUUGUUGUCACAGCAUAAAAGCGAACCAUUUUUGCGGUGUAUGUUACGUAUGAUGCAAAUGGAUUCUUUUCAAAAAUAG
Octopus sinensis (East Asian common octopus) is the source of this 546-nucleotide messenger RNA. Its product is annotated as histone-lysine N-methyltransferase SETMAR-like. The transcript has 2 exons. The record is from RefSeq and is a predicted model, not a curated record. NCBI's taxonomy places the organism in Eukaryota, Metazoa, Mollusca, Cephalopoda, Octopoda, Octopodidae. The coding region runs from base 1 to 546 and encodes 181 amino acids.